AUGCUUCAAAUUGAUGGAGGCUUGAGUGUUCUCCACCUUUGGCUGACUUGGCUCAAUAGGAUAUGGCUAAAUGAUGACAAAUAUGUGAUGAUAGUGUUGAAGGGUUCUGUACCCAUGUCAUUUGGUGGAACUGAGCAGCCAACAGCGUAUGGUGAGUUGGUGUCCAUUGGGGGCCUCAACCCUGAUACAAACAAGAAGCUGAGUGCUGCUAUUGCCAGCAUACUUGAGACCAAGUUGUCCGUGCCUAAGUCACGGUUCUUCCUGAAAUUUUAUGACACUAAGGCAAGCCAUCUCAUGUCUCUGAGUCAUCUUUAA
Molecule: messenger RNA, 315 nt
Organism: Ilex paraguariensis (yerba mate)
Lineage: Eukaryota; Viridiplantae; Streptophyta; Magnoliopsida; Aquifoliales; Aquifoliaceae
Source: the annotation of a GenBank genome assembly